AACAAUUGUCAUGUCAAAAUAUAUAAUUUCGUAAAAAAUCUGAACUUUUAGUUCAAUUUAUAUAAUACUUAUAUUUUUAGUCAUAAUAUCGGAAAAUUGCACAAUUUCUACUUCUUCUAAUGAUUCAACAAUUCAGCAAAAAUUAUAUUCAUUUUAAAUUCACUUCUUCCAAAUAUCCCACCAAACAGCAUAAUAGUUUAUGUUACUUACUAGUUAGCCAAAAAGGGUACGAUGGGUAGCGAAAAAAGGGACAUAGACUCACCGCUUCAAAAUGCUACUUACUAGUUACUUGUUACAGAUCUUUGUUUUCUAUAUUUCCAAUAUAUUAAAUUUCCAAGUAAUCUUAUCACAUAACCUGUUAUGAAUAAUCUGGAUUUUGAUAUCUACCCAAAUAAGACUAUAAGACUUGUAUAUGGUAUUGUAGCUGAACAAACAUAAAGGAAUGUAUGUGACUUCAAUUUUCUUUGCUUGGUUGCUUGCUUCUUUUUUGCUUUCAUAGGACUACUGUGGUACAGCGUACAACUUUAUAAAUUAUUCAAUGUACUUAGUUAGGAUUCGUAGGAGGACUAGAACUCCCUCCUUUACCUCCACUCUCUUAAACAAUGUAUUAGCAGGUACAGAGUAGAAUGCGAGUCAGAUUCAGUUAAACUCUGAAUAAGUCAACAGGAUGGAUGGCGAAACGUCAGCAAAUUCGAUUUAUCAACAACUGACUCAGAAAAAAUAAAGAAGUUUUGUAAAUAGUAGCAGUUUCAGUUUUAAGCACUAAUAUACUCAAUACUCCUUAGAUUGCCACCUUAUCACUGAUGAGUAAUUUUAUUUCAUAUGCAUUCAUUGUUUAUAUAAUUAUACGCAACAUUACAAUUACAAUCCAGCAAAGUAAAAGUAGGGCAACUCAUGAUUAUAUGAGCAAACACAAAGAACAUAAUGAUUGCUUAGAUAGGGAGUUUUUAGAAUUAAGGAAAACGCGACAAGCAAUAUAAAAUAUACAAAAAGUAAAAUACCCAAAUAAUUUGCAAAAAUAGCUGCCGCUGAAGUUGAAAAUAAAUGUAAAAAAAUUGAGAUUUUUUUUAAUGAGAAAUGGGAACAAACCGACGCAUAUCAGAAAAGGCAGUGGAAAGUUAUAAAGGAAUUAAUAAAAGAAAAAAAAAAGAUUCUCAGAAAUAAAGAAUAUUGAAUAAAUGGUCCGCAGUAUUAAUAACGAGUAGUUGUGUAGUUCUGCCUGUUUCAGUAAUAUCUAAGUAAUGGAAUCAAUUUUUCUAUGCGAAAUAGAUAACCUAGAAAUCUUACAGAUAAUAAACAACUUAAACAUCAAGUUCUCAGCAUUUAUAGAUAAAACUGGAUAACUCGGGAAGUUAGAUAAUUAUAGGUCAAUAAUAGCAAAAAAAAUAGCGAAAAAUUGUAGAAUGAGCCUACAAGAAACACAUAAUAAAAAGCUUGAUAAUGAGUACUUGUGAGUAAAAUAUAAAAAAUAAGUAUUAUGCUCAUAUAUUUCUCACGCCAUACCUUAAAGAUAGAGUACAAUAAACUCUUAUAAAUAAAGAAUUUAUGGACUCUUGGCUAAUAAUUUUUAAAAAUCUACUCUGUGUUGUCCACAUAAAAAAUGCGGUCAGCUGUAAAUUUCUUUGAUUCCUAGAUUUGUUCUAGAAGAUCGUGGAACUUAUCAGUACAUUAUUUUGUGAAACCAAGAACUCUUGCGAAACAACUAUCGGUGGGCUUCCGACCCCCUUAGCCAAUAUCGGUCAGCUGCAUUAUUAUUAAAUUUCGAGUUAAUCCGUAUAAUUUGGACUCCAUUUUAAGCGCAUAUUACAGAAAAAGAGAUUCAAAGCUUUUAUCAAAAGCAGGUUUUCUCAAAAUGUUUUUGGGUUGGUGUGUCCUUUUCAGCAAAUAGUGGUAAUGUGGUUCUUGGUACCUUGAAGUGGCCUUAAGGUAUCCAACUUUUUUCUGCCUUACUGCUAGCACAGCAGCGGGCAUAUCUUCUGGAUUCCAGUUCUGUUUCUUUUUAGGAGUUUUGUUGGAUGUCAUGACUGAACGAAAGUAAAAAUCAAAAAAUUAAUAUAAUUUGGAAUAUUCCAAUUUUGCUUCAUUUAUGGUACUCCAAAUUAACAACAUUAGCGCCCACUUCAUAAUCCGUUAAAAAAAUAAAUGCUUUAGCUCACCAAAAAAAUACAGUUAAUAAAUAAAAAUAUAAACUUUUACUUACUUGAGGACGCAACUAACGUUACUUUAAAAAUAAAAAUCCAGGCGAUGAUUGUCCAUUCAAUUCAACUAAAAAAGUUUUAGAUACGCAACUAUUAAUUUUUAAAAUAUGUUUGUCCCCCUACCAUCGAUUAAAUUAACUACAAAGUCAGUUGUCCACUAAAAGAGGUUAAACUAAUGGUUUAUACCAUAUUUAACGCGAUAGCAGAGUUUCAAUAUUUUGUAUUUCAAUUUCUUUACCACUACCCUGGCCAGUUUGAUAUAUCGGCCCAAAAAUUCCUACGAGCAAUAGCGUCAAUAGCAUCAUUACCAAUAAUCUUAAUUCGGGCCUCUACGCGCUCGCGUUCAAACAAUUAAAAUUUUACCGAUUUUACGAAACAUCGAAAACAAUAUUGUUAUUUUAUUUGUACGGCGGUUGGUAAUCGACCUGCUAGAUACCUCAUUAUCGUCCAAUUCAAUUAAGUGGCCCGAUAAGCACCUAAAGGGUACGUAGUUGCCAUUCAUGUGACUGCUGUUCAGUUUUUGCCCGGGUUUGAAACAACAGCGUUCAAGUGACGAUAUAGAAAAGUUAGUGCCAAAGGAAACAGGCCCACGACCGGUACAACAUGGGGUCGUUGUUCAGAAGCGAGGAAAUGGCGUUAGCGCAGCUGUUCAUCCAACCGGAGGCGGCUUACUUUGUCGUAUCGGAGUUGGGUGAGACUGGAUGCGUGCAAUUCAGAGACCUGAAUGAGGAGACCAAUGUGUUCCAACGACAAUUCGUCAGCGAGGUCAGGCGGUGCGAAGAGAUGGAAAAGAAGCUGAGGUACAUCGAGCAGGAAGUGAAGAGGGACGACGUCUUCGUACCCGACAUGAGAGAGCUGCCCAUGGCGCCGAAUCCCCGACAAAUCAUCGACUUGGAAGCGCACCUGGAGAAAACCGAGGCGGACAUCAGGGAACUGUCGGAAAACACCGCGACUCUCAAAUCGGACUUGAACGAACUGGUCCAGAUGAAACACGUGCUAGAAAAGGCCCAAAACUUCUUCAAUCAGAGGGAAGAGGUGACCCACGAUCCCAACUGGAGUCCCGACGACGUCGAAGGAGACACGCCUCUGGGAUACGUAGCCGGAGUAAUUAACCAGGAGAAGUUCUACCCAUUCGAGAAGAUCCUUUGGAGGAUCGGCAGGGGCAACAUCUUCGUUAAGUAUGACGAGAUCAACGAGGCGUUGGAUGAUCCCAAAACGGGGACGAGGAACAAGAAAGUGGCCUUUAUGGCUUUCUUCCAAGGUUCCAACUUGCAAAGUCGUGUCAAGAAGAUCUGUGCUGGAUUUCACGUGUCGCUCUGCGAAUGUCCACAUUCCGCGAGCAGCAGACGAGAGAGGCUGAUUUCAAUAGCUACUGAUGUAGCAGACAUUGAGACGGUCCUCAACCAAACCAUGGACCACAGACGGCGGCUGCUGCAUACCGUGGCCAAGGAGCUCGCCAAUUGGACGGUGAUGGUGUGCAAGAUGAAAGCUAUUUACCAUACUCUAAACCUGUUGAGCGUGGACGUUUCUAAGAAGUUCCUGAUAGGUGAAGCCUGGGUUCCCACCGCCGAUAUGCACUUGGUAGAGAACGCGCUGACACAAGGCUCGAUAUCCUGCGGAAGCACGGUGCCUUCCUUUUUGAACAUUAUCGAGACCAAGGAGACCCCACCCACCUUCAAUAGGACCAACAAGUUCACCCAGGGGUUUCAGAAUUUGAUUUCGUCAUACGCGUUCGCUUCCUACAGGGAGUUGAACCCAGCUUUGUACACUAUCGUCACGUUUCCGUUCCUGUUUGCCGUGAUGUUUGGCGAUCUAGGCCACGGAGCGAUAAUGUUCCUCAGCGGGUUAUCCUUGGUGCUACUGGAGAAAAAACUGGAAAGGCGAAAGGACAUGGGCGAAAUAUUCAACAUAUUCUUCGCCGGAAGGUACAUUAUCCUCCUCAUGGGGCUGUUUUCCAUGUACACCGGAUUCAUCUACAACGAUAUCUUCUCCAAGUCGAUGAACAUCUUCGGCACCAAGUGGAAAGUGAUGUACGACACGUUGCCGGAGAACUCUAGCGAUUCGUACUAUCAAUUCGUUCCGCGAAUCAACUUCGAGGGGGAUCCCUAUUGGGCGGGAGUGGAUCCUGCCUGGCAGAGCGCGGAAAACAAGAUCAUAUUCCUCAACUCCUUCAAGAUGAAACUGUCCAUUAUUAUAGGGGUGGUGCACAUGGUGUUCGGAAUAGUACUUAGUACCGUCAACUUUAUACACUUGAAAAAAUACUCAGCUUUACUUCUUGAUUUCCUUCCCAAGAUACUGUUCUUCUUCCUGAUGUUUGUAUACCUGGUGGUGAUGGUUUUCAUGAAAUACACUAUGUACUCGGGACUAUACGACGGGGCAAAUGACACAGAUACAUCUCCAGGAGUAGAUACUGUGCAUGGGUCAUCUUGCGCACCUUCUGUGCUAAUCUACUUCAUCGACAUGAUGCUAUUCAAGCAGCCAGACGCCACUGAUCCCUGCGAAAAGUACAUGUAUCCAAGUCAGGAGAUCAUCCAGAAGAUGUUCAUCUUCGUCGCCCUCAUUUGCAUACCCUUCCUGUUGCUGGGGACGCCGCUGUACGAGAUGCAAAAGAGGAAGAGGUCACAUCGCGCCCAGGGUGUCAACCAUGUAGAAAACGGCUACCGGAACGGACAAGUGAAUCAAGCGAUGGAAAUGGACAGCCGAGAAAGUAUGAAGCAAGCGCUCACACCGACCUCUACUGCGGAAGAGGGUCACGAGGAAGAAGAAGAACCGAUGAGCGAGAUUUUCGUUCACUCGGCGAUCCACACCAUCGAGUACACCUUGAGUACGGUGUCCCACACAGCUUCCUACCUCCGACUGUGGGCUCUGUCGUUAGCCCAUGCUCAGCUGUCCGAAGUGUUGUGGACGAUGGUAUUCCGCAAAGGGCUCACCAUGAGCGGCUACGUGGGGGUGGCGGCGGUGUUUAUAAUUUUCGCGGUCUGGGCCUUCUUCACGGUCGCCAUUUUGGUGUUGAUGGAGGGGCUGUCGGCGUUCUUGCACACCCUGCGUCUGCACUGGGUCGAGUUCAUGACCAAAUUCUACGAGGGGGCGGGCUAUGACUUCCGUCCGUUCAGCUUCAAGACGGUACUCGAACCCGAGGACUAGCCUCGCGACUUACUGCAUUAAAAUAUAUAGUGA
Cylas formicarius (sweet potato weevil) is the source of this 5375-nucleotide messenger RNA. RefSeq names its product V-type proton ATPase 116 kDa subunit a1-like. Gene Ontology annotation, molecular function: ATPase binding; proton-transporting ATPase activity, rotational mechanism. The transcript has 11 exons. Gene Ontology annotation, cellular component: vacuolar proton-transporting V-type ATPase, V0 domain; plasma membrane; vacuolar proton-transporting V-type ATPase complex. Bases 2802 to 5342 code for a protein of 846 amino acids. Lineage: Eukaryota; Metazoa; Arthropoda; Insecta; Coleoptera; Brentidae. The record is from RefSeq and is a predicted model, not a curated record. Gene Ontology annotation, biological process: vacuolar acidification; proton transmembrane transport.